This is a messenger RNA of Theileria equi strain WA, 1404 nucleotides long. RefSeq lists its product as hypothetical. Lineage: Eukaryota; Apicomplexa; Aconoidasida; Piroplasmida; Theileriidae. The coding region runs from base 1 to 1404 and encodes 467 amino acids. The record is from RefSeq and is a predicted model, not a curated record. The transcript is spliced from 7 exons.
AUGGAAUGUGCGUAUAUCCCUAUCAAAAAUAUUACAACUUAUACAUCUAACUGGACUAUUUUAGCCAGGAUUAUCGAUAAGUCCCCGCUAAAGUCCAUCAAGAGUGAUAACAGCUUUAUGUCUAUUGACAUUAAGGACAAAAAUGGAGAUACAAUUCGCGGAAAAUUUUGGGGAGUGGCUGCUACCAAAUGGGAUGACAUACUUCAAAAGGGAAACGUUUAUACAUUUUCCAAAGGCUCGGUAAAUCUGGCUAAUAAGAAAUUCAAUAAUACUCCGCAUAAUUACGAACUUACCUUUAACAUUGACAGUCAAAUUGAACAAGCUGAUGACAUAGGUGACAUUGAUAACGAGAGAAAUUAUAAUUUUGUAACAUUGAGAGAAAUAAAAUCCACAGCCCGUGAGUCACCCUUUAUGGUUGAUAUUCUUUGCUUUGCAAAAUCCAUAAGUCCAAUAUCUAUGACUUCGACAAAAUUCUCCAAGGAAAUGAAAAGAAGAACACUGCAUAUUGUAGAUGAUAGUGGAUAUGAACUAGAAAUUACUCUUUGGGGUCAAAUGGCUGAAUUGGAGCUUCUAGAUGAUAUUCUAGAUAAACCGCUUAUAGUAUCUCAAAUAACUAUCAAAGAAUGGAAUGGUGGUAGAUAUGGUCAAAGUAGUCUAGCAUCUGAUAUAAAGAUUGCUAAUCAGCAAAAUGUUAGAGAUAAAGACAAACUAUCAAACUUAGAAACGUGGUACCAUCAGGCUCUCUCCCAAAAUGAAAUAUUUAAGAGCUUAAAAUCUCAAUCAUCUAUAUCAAAUAAGGAGACAUAUGAAUUUUCGAAUAUAGAAAAAAUCAAUAGCAAAACUAAGGGGGGCUACACAUUCAACUGUAAAUUAAGAAGGAUCUUUUGGAAAAAUAAAGAUGGAACUACCCGCCUUUGGUACCAAUCUUGCCCUAUGUGUUUUAAGAAAGUUAUAAUUGAUGAAGAUAGCAAUAUCUACAGGUGUAUAGCGUGUGAUGAUGCUGUCGUUACUCCAGUCCUGAGAUUUUUGUUCACAUGUCUAUUCAUAGAUUACAGUGGCCAAAUAAUAUGCAAUAUAUACGGAGAAAAUGGAACUAAAUUGAUUGGAAUGACAGAACAGCAACUUGAUGCUUUGGACAAGGAUAAGCUCAAAAAUGCUUUGGACUUCGUGGCUACCCACAAGGACUUUAAAAUUAGUGGAUUCUACAAGUCUAAAACAUACAAUGGCGAGGUUAAAAACACGUUCAAUGUUACAAACAUUGAGCUGGUUAACCAUAUAGAUGAAGCCAAUAUGCUGCUUGACAAGAUGCAAAUCACUUAUGACUCUGUUCUAAAGUUUUUGGAGAUAAAAUCUGAUGAUGGAACCAUAGAAAGUGAACCUAAGAGAACUAAGAGUAUCGAAUGA